AAUGUAUCUAUCUAUGUCUUAAAAGACUCUCACUUUCCAUGUCUGCUGCCUCAUGCCUAUAUAUACAUUCCUCCAUCACAGCAUAACUUUUAUUCUCUCUGUGUUUGUUGUUUUCACCUUUGAAAGCUUCAGAUCUCUCUCCCCUCUUUUUCCCUCUUUCUCAAGAACAAGUGAGAAAUAUCAUCAAAAUUCAAAUAAGCUGACCCCUUUUUACCCGGAUUUUCUUUCCCAUAUUUGGUUUAUCCACAAUUCAAGGAAUUAAGAUAAUACAGAUUACUGGACCCUUCUUGAAUGGGGAUAUCCUCUUCCUGCCCAUUUUCCAAGUACAGUGAUGUGGAUACUGGCUUGGAAUCUGUUAUUGUAAAGUCUAUUAGCUUUGGAGAUGAUGAAGCCAAAACUCCAGUACGGAUGAUUAGUUUUGGUGAUCAAGAUUAUGAGCCUGCAAUAUCGAAAUCUUUAGGUUCUGGGAAGAUGGUAGUGGAAAGAUCAGUUAGUUUUAAAGGGGGGGAAUUGGAAAGAAUGAUGUCUAUUAGAGCUUCUCCACUGGACAAAGAAAAAGAUGCCUCCACAAAGUCAGUUAGUAUAAACAGCAAAGAGAUGGAUAACCAGCCCCUAAUGUCAGAUGACAGUUUAGAGAUGAUUCGAAAGUCGGCAAUUUUUAAUCCCAAAAGCCCCAAACACGAGGCUGCUGUAAAAUUGCAGAAGGUGUAUAAAAGCUUCCGAACCAGGAGAAAGCUUGCAGAUUGUGCAGUUCUUGUUGAGCAGAGCUGGUGGAAACUCUUAGAUUUUGCAGAGCUCAAGCAGAGUUCUAUUUCAUUCUUUGACAUUGAGAAACAUGAAUCUGCCAUUUCUCGAUGGUCAAGAGCAAGAACAAGGGCCGCAAAGGUCGGAAAAGGUUUAUCAAAGAAUGACAAAGCACAAAAACUUUCUUUACAACACUGGCUUGAAGCGAUUGAUCCACGGCAUCGAUAUGGGCAUAAUCUUCAUUUCUAUUACCUUAAAUGGCUUCAAUCUAAAAGCAGAGAACCCUUUUUUUACUGGUUAGAUAUAGGAGAAGGCAAGGAAGUGAAUCUUGACAAAUGCCCUCGUUCAAAACUUCAACAACAGUGCAUCAAGUAUCUCGGUCCGAUGGAAAGAAAGGCCUAUGAAGUUGUUGUCAAGGAUGGGAAACUCGUCUACAAGGAGUCAGGGGAGCUUCUCCACUCCACAGAAGAUGCUAAGUGGAUUUUUGUUCUCAGCACAUCUAAGACCUUGUAUGUCGGCAAGAAGAUGAAAGGCAAGUUUCAGCAUUCUAGCUUCUUGGCUGGAGGAGUUGCAACUGCUGCUGGUAGAUUAGUUGUUGACGGUGGAGUUCUUAAGGCGGUUUGGCCUCACAGUGGUCAUUAUCGGCCUACAGAAGAAAAUUUUAAGGACUUCCUAUCAUUCCUCAGAGAAAACAAUGUCGAUCUCACAGAUGUGAAGACAUGUUCCACGGACGGGGAAGAUGAAGUCCUUUACAAACAAAGAAGCUGCAAACAUCUUAGAAACAACUCAUCAGAUGAGGACUUGAGUCAUGCAGUGAAUGAUUUAGAAACUAAGGAAGUUCAAGACUUGACUCCAGAAAAUACCUAUUCUGUCGAUGAAAAGACAUCUUCUGUGUUGGAACAACAGAAGCCAAGGCAGCUCAUCAACUUUGGUAGAAAAUUGACUAUUCUCAAAGUGCCAGAAAGGUGUGAAUUGGUUGAGGGACUGAAAAGUACAGAACAGCAUUCCUCGGAGCCAAAUCAUAACAUGUUUGAUGAAGAACUAGAAGGGAAUGACGCGGAAAAGAUUCCCGAUGAAGCAAUCAUGGAAAGGAUUAACUCUAAGAAAGGAAUUACAUCAUAUCAAUUGGGGAGUCAGGUGUCUUGCAAAUGGACAACAGGAGCUGGACCUCGGAUUAGCUGUGUCAGGGACUACCCUUCAGAACUCCAGUUCCGGGCUUUGGAGCAAGUGAACUUGUCUCCAAGAAGCACUGGUUUACUUGCUCGCAAGGCAUCCACACCGACUAAUUUUAGCGGGGAAUUGAGACCACCUACAGGCAUACCAGUGUCAGCAGGAUAAAAAUUAUGGCAAAGAAGGCUUCCCGUUUCUAAAGCACACUCAUUGCCUCCUGGGAAAGGGAAUCAUUGGCUUCGGUAGAAGUAGUUCCUAGUUGAUUUUUCUUUUCUGUGAAUAGAAAAGAUGAUACAUGAAAUCUUUCUUAUUCUUUUUCAUUUCUUUUCCUGUUGAAAUCAUUUAUACUGUUUCUUCUUUCCUUUUAUAGGUAUAAUCUUGUACAAGUUCGAACAAAAAUUGUAAACUCUUUUAGGGUUGUGAAACCCUUUAAUACAAAAGAAAAUAUCCAUUCAUUCUUUCCAUCA
This is a messenger RNA of Populus trichocarpa (black cottonwood), 2381 nucleotides long. Its product is annotated as IQ domain-containing protein IQM2. The transcript has 8 exons. The record is from RefSeq and is a predicted model, not a curated record. NCBI's taxonomy places the organism in Eukaryota, Viridiplantae, Streptophyta, Magnoliopsida, Malpighiales, Salicaceae. The coding region runs from base 292 to 2082 and encodes 596 amino acids.